AUGUGGAAGGACACCAGCAUCAAUAUCCUAGGACAGAUGGCCGUUACCGGAGCCUCGUCUCGCUGUACCAACCGCAGAAAGAGGACCAGCUUCUCCAAAGAGCACGUGGAGCUACUACGUGUCACCUUUGAGACAGACCCUUACCCUGGCAUCAGCCUGAGAGAGAGCCUGUCCCAGAAAACAGGGCUACCUGAAUCUCGUAUCCAGGUGUGGUUCCAGAACAGGAGGGCUCGGACUCUGAAGUGUAAGGGAGCUAAGACAUUUCUGUGCCAGUCAGACUCUGGCUUACACUCCCCUGGUGGGUUCACCCCUGUCCAGGAUCCAGUUUCCCAGCCCCGCACCAUGGGGACAGGGGCUACCCAGCACAGCCUUGCCUCUCUGUCCACCCCCCCCUGCCUGCCCCCUGCCUACCCCGCCCAGGUGAAGGAGGAGGAUUACUUUUUCUAUGGACGCUACUUUCCACCCUACCCUGGAGCGGAGGAGACUGGCCACAACACCUCCCAGUUUGGGUUUAGGCAGGCCAAGGUGCUGGGAUACAGCUCCAGCAUGCACCUGAAGAGCCCCGGGCACCAGAUGGUUCAAGGAGCCUGGCCCCAGGCAGUUGACCAGGCGACCCCAGUCCAGUCCAUAUGGAGCCCCUCUCCUCUAGAGGUGAGGAACUACAGCUCAGGCUCCAGCAAGGCCUUCCUCUACCAUCACUCAGCCGAGCAGCAGCCCUUCUACAACAACCCCCAGGAAGCCUAUGGAGGCCCCAUUUCCCAGACCCAGGCCCCAGCCACCCCGGAUUCCGGCUGCUGGGAAGUUGGACAAGAGAACACCCCUCCGAUGGAAGGCCAAGGUUGCCGAUUGGAUGGCUCCUGGAGCAUAGCUAUGUCUACCCCAGAAUACCCAGGACAAGCCCUGCACCAUGCCCCCUUGCCAGAGCUCCCGGCCAUGUCCCUGCAGGAGAUCCUGGGAGAGCUGGAGGGAGAGUGGCAGGAGGGAGAUGGACUGGACAGCCACCCCAAUGGGGACAAACUGGUUUACUGCUGAAGUCUUAUCUCACGCUUCUUUUUUUAACGAUAGACAACCUCUUCAUUGUUAUUAUUAUUAUUGUAGCAUUUUGUAUGUUUGUGGGAGUACGAGAGUGUUUACUGUAUAGCCUGUGUU
Oncorhynchus masou masou (cherry salmon) is the source of this 1149-nucleotide messenger RNA. Its product is annotated as homeobox protein OTX2-like. The record is from RefSeq and is a predicted model, not a curated record. The coding region runs from base 1 to 1032 and encodes 343 amino acids. NCBI's taxonomy places the organism in Eukaryota, Metazoa, Chordata, Actinopteri, Salmoniformes, Salmonidae. Gene Ontology annotation, biological process: regulation of transcription by RNA polymerase II. The transcript is spliced from 3 exons. Gene Ontology annotation, molecular function: RNA polymerase II transcription regulatory region sequence-specific DNA binding; DNA-binding transcription factor activity, RNA polymerase II-specific. Gene Ontology annotation, cellular component: nucleus.